UCUAAUCAGAACCAGCGGAGGACGGGAAAUCACCUGCAGAGGGGAAGAGUAGAAAGCUACCUGCGAGCAGUUCUUGCUCUUCUUGGCCAUCCAGGCUGAGGGUGCUUCAGGAUGAAGGUGCUUCUGGCUGUUCUGCUGGCUGGCCUUGUGUGCGUGGAGCUAGCCCAGUCCUUGCGAUGCUACACCUGCAAAGAACCGACAGAUCUCUCUUCGUGCACCACAGUCAGCAACUGCUCUAAGAACGACACGGCGUGCAAGACAACUGUGCAUUCUGUAGACUUGGGUUACCCCUUUUUCAGGAACACCACCGUCUCCAAAUCCUGCACUGAAACGUGCAUGCCCUCCGACCCGGAUGGAAUUGGGGAGUCCCACCCCAUCUCGUGCUGUUACACCGACCUGUGCAAUACCGGCGGAGUGCCAGGGCUGAGAGCCAGUGCCAUAGCGAUCACAGCUGCCACUCUCUGGACCCUCCUGAGGGUCAUGCUGUAGCACAGCAGGGUCUCAGACAGAAGUCCUCCUGGCCACGCUGCCCAAUGCUGCCCAAUGUUAGACGCUUGAGGAAGAUAUUUCUUCAGUUAACUGUGGCUUCUUCAAUUGAUGCCGGGAAUUUAAUGGACCUUUGGAGGUCAAACCCACCCAGCUUUGAAACCCUGGGCAGCGCUCUGCUCCCAGCUGCUAAUCUAGGGGACGUGUUUCUUCAGCAUUGACUACAUCCUGCCGCUGCACCCCUCCAGGGAUGGGGACGUGGAAGAGACAUGGCCGUUCUGAAUAGCAGGAAGGGUCAGGCGACAGGGACGGUGUGGGGGUGGGCACUGUUCUGUACUGGGGGGAGGAGGAGGAGGAGCAAGACAGAGCCAUGGUAGGCAGGUCAAAGAACUACACAAACUCACCAGCCAAUCCGUCCAUGUAGGGCCAUGCAGGACUGGUGUCAGGGGAAAAUGCGGGGUGCCCCCCAAUUCUCACCUAAAGCCUGUUUCUUGUGCAAGGGAUCCAGCAUUUAACCCCAAUCAUGCACAUUUGAUUUCUUCUUAGCAGCUACCAAGCACUGCAGUCCCCCACCUUUCUGUACCAUAAAUAGCUUAACAUAGUGAUUCCCUGUUCUCUGGGGACGUCAGUUUCCACCUCCCCUUAUCUCAGCGCGCUUGAACCCCAGGAGGUCGGUUUUCCAAUGCUGCUUAGGACAAUGAGCAAAACGAGUUUGAGGGCUCAUCUGAGAGUUCCUCUAGGUUGCAAAUCCCGCUGCACAGUUCAAGAGAGAGACCCAGAGUUGGAAGGGCAGGGGGGUUGUGCAUAUCAGAAAUGCAGGUGCAGUUAGUAUGGAACCUGCUUGCUCUGAACUAGUGAUCUCAGUUUUUUACUUUCAAUUGCACUAAAACCCAGACAUGUUCCAAAUUGGCUUCAGACAGCUGCCUCUGAGCACCCCUGCCCCCCCCAAAUAAAAUAAAAGGA
This is a messenger RNA of Dermochelys coriacea (leatherback sea turtle), 1449 nucleotides long. Its product is annotated as ly6/PLAUR domain-containing protein 2-like. The coding region runs from base 112 to 489 and encodes 125 amino acids. The record is from RefSeq and is a predicted model, not a curated record. The transcript has 3 exons. Gene Ontology annotation, molecular function: acetylcholine receptor inhibitor activity. Lineage: Eukaryota; Metazoa; Chordata; Testudines; Dermochelyidae.